Topomyia yanbarensis is the source of this 8283-nucleotide messenger RNA. It is a transcript of the gene unc-119, whose product is annotated as protein unc-119 homolog. Lineage: Eukaryota; Metazoa; Arthropoda; Insecta; Diptera; Culicidae. Gene Ontology annotation, biological process: nervous system development; lipoprotein transport; cilium assembly. Gene Ontology annotation, molecular function: lipid binding. The record is from RefSeq and is a predicted model, not a curated record. Gene Ontology annotation, cellular component: cilium. The transcript is spliced from 3 exons. The coding region runs from base 215 to 943 and encodes 242 amino acids.
CAGGCGGCGGUUGUAGUGAGUUUGUGAAAAAAUAAACAGAACAGUGACGUAUGAUUUUCGUGUACGCGAAACUCGUGAAUAUAGAAAAACACGGAAUGUUCUAACGUGAAAAGAGUCGUGGUUCUGGAGGACAGUGACAGACUAGCAGUAAUUAGUAAUUGAUUUAAUAAUUUCGAAUUUAUUGCCUGAAUACGUUCGUUCGCGCAAUUAUAAAAUGAGUAUUAUCGGCAAAAAACUGUCCUCGAUUUCUAAGGCCCCCGCAUCUGGUGAUGGUUCGGGGGCUACAGCAACACCCACCAAUAAUCCGCCACCGUCUAAAGUUAUCACACCCGAGUAUGUGCUCAAGAUGAAUAAAAUCGCCGAAGACUAUCUGUGUGCUCCGGACGCCAAUAUCUACGAGAUCGAUUUCACUCGCUUUAAAAUCCGUGACAUGGAAAGUGGGGCAGUGCUGUUUGAGAUUGCCAAACCCUCCCUGGGUGAACCUGUUCAAAGUUCCGACUACAGCUCGGAACUGGCAGAGGGUGGUAAUGGUAGUGCGGUUGCCAGUAGCGAAGAACACCCCGUCGAAGAUGAGGAACUCCUGGAGCCAAACACAGGGCGUUACGUCCGAUAUCAGUUCACGCCGCAGUUCCUGAAGCUGAAAACAGUUGGAGCUACAGUGGAAUUUACAGUUGGGAGCAAAAGUGUGAAAAACUUUCGAAUGAUUGAAAGACACUUUUUCCAAGAUAGAUUACUGAAAACGUUCGACUUUGAAUUCGGAUAUUGUAUUCCCUAUUCGAAAAACACCUGUGAACAUAUUUACGAAUUUCCUACAAUCCCACCAGAUCUAGUAAACGAAAUGAUUUUGAACCCGUUCGAGACACGCUCGGAUAGCUUUUACUUCGUCGACAACUGUCUGGUGAUGCAUAAUAAGGCAGACUAUGCGUACAACGGCGGUCUAUGAGCUUAAAAACAAAAAGAAGGUAAAGAAAAAAACGUUGGAGGAUUUUACUGAAUUAUUAUGAUAUAUUUUACAUUUGAGCAUUUUAUUGCAACUACUGCAAAACUAUUUAUUGUGAAGAUAUGCAAAUGUUCUGAGGAAAAAUACGAUUAGGGUAAACGUUCGGAAAAGUUUUUAUUCGUUAGGUUUCUCUGAGAUGACUAAAUGAACAUCGUUUGUGAAUCGAAAACAAUGAUCAACGUACAUAGACACAAAAAUAUGAAGGAAAGCUGGGCAUCGCAAUUGCCCAGGGACAAAAGCAGACUAUCCUGAUAGGGUAUUCUACAUCGCUGUCUAAAAUUUAAACAAUCUGAGAAGAUAAACUAAUCAAAUAAUAAAAUCACCUUUCUUGCCUUAAUUAUCCGUUGUCACCAAAAAAAUGUUCACAGCACACAAACAUAGAACUGCAGAAAAAGACAGCAAUAUUGAAAGGUAAUUAAAGAUCUCACUAAGCUUAAUGGGCUAUUCACUAAUUUUAGCUUCUUCUGAGUUUCCAAACAAUCGUAAGUUGAUGACUCAAAGAAUGAAAAUAGGUUAAACGACAAAAAAUUGAAUUCAUAAUACCUAUAUACAAGGACAUUCCCAAUAUGAGUUGAAAGGACGGAAAAGAAACAGGGAAAAAACUUGAAAACGGCUCAGCCAAAUGGGACAUUGCAACUCAUCGAAUGCCGUUUUUUUCUCCAAAACAGCAAUUUAACUUGAUUUCCGUACAUGCCUACAUGGCAAAACGUUUUUUUUUCGAUUUGCACACUCGUUCGUACGACCCUCUCCAACAUUUCUGCAAUACACUAGACAGGGACGAGCAGCAGCGAGAGUUUGUUCGCCUCAUUAGGAAAGUUCAAGUGUUUGUCUCCUGAAUUUGACCCUGCUCGUCUUGUGACCAGUCCUCAGAAGUACAAUGUAUAGAAAGAUAAGCAUUGCGGAAAUGUGGCACAAUGUGUUCUAGGCGGGAAGUUUGCUCUAUUUUUGUCGGCACAAGCAUGCUCUGGCAUAAUGAUGAUUCGUUUAGGUUACGUGAUUCUGCCUGCUCCUUGACUACUAUUCGGUCAAAGUGUGCGAACUUCAUAAACAAGGGGAGUAGCGUUUCGUGCUGUUGACAAGACUGAUGCGCAUUGAUAGUAGUUUUGGUAAAAGGGUUCAAUAAAAAUCAUAUUUCGUUAGUCUAUUGGAUCAUAAGAUGUUUAUUAGGGCACCCUUAUUUUAUUGUUAUUAUUAUAAUCAGUUAUUUUUUUUUUUCUUCUUGGUACUGUUGAUGACAUAGGCGCACGAGCUGCUGUUUGCUCAGGUAGAAAAUUUUCUUUCUACAAGCACUUUUGCAUUUUUUCAUAAAUUUCACUAAAUGGAUUUAUCUAAAAUGAAGUUUAUAGCGUUUUCGUUUUUACCUAGUGUUACACCAGUGCAAGUGUAGUGCAAAAAAGAGACAAACUGAUUACUACCAAGUUUGAAUGAGUGUAGCACCGACUACACCAAUGUAGUGCACUGUCAAAAACGAUGAUCGUAACACUGUGCUACAAUAUUCCAGGUGAUGUGCAUGCGUUUCACCGUUCCACCGACGAACAAAUCAGUCAUUUUCUAAGAUUUAUUUGGUCACUUAUCCUGUGUGUUUCUCUACUGUAACCGCAAUACAACUAUCGCAUAGUUAUGCUGCCCAUAAUUAUAAUUCAAACUGUUUUAGUACUUGUUUUUUUCAAAACGUCUAAAAAGUGUAAGAAGUGCUGUUAUCACUUCUAGGGUUAAAAGUUAUUUGGUGGACUAACCCUUUGUUUCAAGGUGGCCGAUAUGCCAAGAAUUAUUUUGGAAUUCGUAUGAAAAACAAAUUAGCUUGUCCAUCAUUUUAGAAAAAAAAUAUUCCGCCGAUUGCUAAAAUUUAUUAUUUUACAUCACACAAAGGCGCUCAAAAUGAUUUAAAAAAGUUCCUUCUAUUUCACUAAAUCACCUACCUGUUGCUGAUGCUUAUAUACAUAUGCUGCUUGAUAGGAUGGGGGUUGGUCUAAUUCAACCAGCCGGGUCAACAUACAACGAUUUCUUAUCGUGUUAACGUUUGCUGCUCCUUUAGCGGUCCUUAGGUAUUGGCUACGGAGGUGAGCUUUGCUGCUUUGCUAAGAUCUCCAUAGCGACACUGCAGUGUGAUUCCCAAGCAGUGCUGAUAUCCUGCUUCUCUGCUCUUCCUGUUCGUUGUGUUGCAGGGAAAGGUUCGGCCUAUCCUCCACAGCGAGAGUGAAUGGUGCUUUUGUAUUCUUUGCGAUUAGCCGGGGAAGUGAAAUUCUGUACUAAACUAAAACCUUUAGAAAUGUGAAAAAUUUGAACUCUUAGAAACGGUGCGCAUUAUACUUUGCAAACGUGAGUUCAUUUUGGUAAUAUUCCUAUCAACCAGCGCUGAAUUGAUACCUUGACUAGUUUCAAAAGGUAUGAAUGAGGGCAUAAUUAUCACUUUUAACUCAUUGGGUAACAAAAAAUGAUAAAUAUCGAGCAAUCGCUUUGAUUCACAUUUCUGUUUGAUUCCAGCGAAUACCCAUAUGUUCCUUAAAGUCUACUACCAGGUCAUUAAAAAUCUCCGGGUUUAAGCCUUCCCAGAAGUGGUAACCCUAAAUAAGAGGCUCCGGAUAUUAGCAGGCUUUUGCCACUCGACGUUGUAUGUGUUGGGACCUCGUUGCAUGUGUUCCAAAAUGCAAUUAGGUCGAUCUGCGUAGAAUGCGUGCCUCAUGAUGCUACCGAUUCGUAGUUGGUAGUUGAACGGUAGGUCGUGGCCCAUUACCGAGUUUCGAACGGUUACUGCAGAUUCUCGACGACGGAGGCUGAACACAAAGCGAACGGCGGACUUAUAGCAUCGAUGUGGUUGCUCUGAGGUUGGCAGCGAGUCCGGGGUACCACUACUGCUUGCAUCCGCUUUCUUCUUGGUCGGCAGGGAAAGAACAGUAGCAAACUACACUGUUGUACACUUUCAUUGUCACACUGUUGACUUGGUGAGACCAUGGUAAUUUAUGGUUGAGCUCUAAUCCUAAAUUCGUCACCGUAUUUGAAAGUGGCACUGUUUCUCCGCAGAACGAAAUGUUGAUUUGCGAAACCGUUCCUGUCAUACUAAAUAUUAUAUCUUGUGUUUUUUUGGAGCUAAGCGGUUCAUUUUGGCCCACGUAGCUAUUGCUUCCAGAUCAACGUUGAUAUACUGGGCAAGGACGUCAAUGUCAGCUGCUGGAUCAGUACGUACACUUGUAAGUCGUCCGUGUCGAGGUGGUAGUUGCAUCUUAGGGAUGACGGCAAGCAGUUGAUGUAUAAACUAAACAGCAGUGCACUUAAACAGGAACAUUGUGGUGUGCCGUCUAGGACAUGACGGCCGGUUGAUAUUCUAUCACCCAAGCGCACUGGCUGUUUUCUGUGCGCGAGAAAGGAUGAUAUUAAGUUACGGGCGGUUUGAGAAAAGUGGAACUCAUCGCGAAGUUUUGUUUCUAAAAUGCGAUGAUCCACACAGUUGAAGCGAGAGGUAACCCAGCACCAUGACGGUGCAUUGGAUACUGCCGAACCCGUCGUAAAUGUCGUGAACGACUUUCGUUAAAACAGUUGUCGUGCUGUAUCCUUUUCGAUAUCCAGAUUGAUACUUUGCUAACUGCGGAAUGUUCAGAUUAUCAAGAUGAUCAGUGAUUUAUGCAAGUAGUUUUUUUUUUCUAGAAGAUUCGAUAAUGCUGGCAGGACGUUUAUUGUUCGAAAGUCCUUAGGUUGGGCGGGAUUGGAGUAAUUAAAGCUUUCUUUCAAAUCGAGGGGAAGGGUUUGGCACCGAUGAUCGAGUUGAAUAACUGAGAGAGGGUUGGGACGAUGAAAGGGCAUAGCUGUUUGAUGAAUGAGAUCUGGAUUUCAUUAGAGCUUGUAGCGUUGGUACCUAUUUCAUGAAUCUUGCGCCAAAUUUAAUCAACAUUAGUGUGGCGGAAAUCGAAAUCGGGUUCUUCACGGUCAUCUGCGGUGCGGUGGGAUGGUUCAUUAGCCGUCAUGUGAUGGUCUACAGGUUGUAAUUGUCUGUGUCCAUCGCUGAAGAAGUUGUUCAAUUUCUCAGCAUUGAUUUCUUUAUGGCAUUAUUAUGGAUCCUUUCUCUUCUCAAAUUGCAUCAUAUUUUUUGAUGCAGGCAGAUUGUGGUCAAAGUGUAGCUCGGCGUAUCGCUUCUUAACUGUAAAAAUUAGGGAGUUGGCUCAAUUUUUUCUUCCUCGUUCAACGUUAUAGCAAACCAUCCACCAACUUCUAUUGGCUUUCGAAAAAAAAAUGACCACGGUAACGAAAACUCGAAAUAUUAUCCCGCUACGAUCCUCGAAACCAAUGACUUUUUGGAUGAUAUAACUCUACUAGGCUCUAGGCACUGGCACUAGUCUCGUCACUUUUCACCGUAGCAAGUGGCGAUACCGAUAUCUUGGUCAGGACGAGAGGAGUCAUACAGAUUACUAUCAAACAUGGAAGAUUAUGUUCAAUUCACGAUUCUAUCAAGUGUCUUCCCGAAAUGGAAAUUUUCUUGAUGGAUCCUGAUUGCGGAAUAUUCGAAAUGUAUCAGAUUACAUUCUUUUGACGUAAUAUUUGCAAAUUGAACCAGUUCGUUUUUUAACUGGUUUUGUGCCAAAAUAUUAAUUACCUUCUAGAUAAGUGGUGCUCAACCCUUUCUCGUACCACGAACCCCACCGAAAACACCCUGGGAUGUCGCGGACCCCCACGCACAGUGAUCACCUUCCAUACAACAGUCGGACAGAACCUCAAAAGUGGCUCGAAUUUGAUGAAAACUUCACAUUAAGGUAAUUUUGUGACGCUGAAUUCAUAUUUGAGGUUUAUUUUUUUUGUUUUUAUUGCCUCAAAAUGUUGGCAUCUAGAGUGCCAAUAUUCACAAAUAUAAAGUGCACUACAUCCGAAAAUUAAUUUUCAAAAAAUUAGGUGUGGUGGAUUUUUUAGCAGAAUACACAUUUUUUCAAUUGUUGAUAAUGAUAAGACACAUCUACAAAUUAUUAUAACGAACCCUGCGUAAUCAAAGGCUACCAGGCGUCUCCUUCAGACAUAUCAUGAAAAGUCACCUAUUUUCAUACCUCGAGGCAGAAAGAGGCAAAACAAGACAUUUAUUUUCGGAAAGUACACUAAUUUUAAGUACACUAACGAACAACAAGCUAUCUUUCCGAACUGUUUCAAAAAGUACACCCACUUUGAACUUUAUAACUUUUAUUUAUUGCACGCGAUUUAUUAUUUGUUCUUCACUGCCGCUAUAAGCAUAACUGUCCCAGAGAAAGACUUGUAUCGACUAAAUCGAAUAGCAACUAUAAAUGAAACCAGUUCGACCCUAAUCGGAGUCUUAACUAAAAAGAUAUAUUCAAUUGAAUAACUUAGGUUUGAAAACAGUUUUUUCUCAGAAUUCAUCAUCUAUUUCACUUUUGAAGUUCUGUAAAAAACUUUCGUUCUCAGGACUUAGCAUUUUGAGCAGACUCUAGUCUACCUGUUAACAAACAGAGACAAAUAUUAAAUCAUGAAAAAUCUCAAAUAAAAAUUUUAGGUUUUGGCCGGCUAGGCGACAUUGUGUCACGGUUUAACAUCGAGUUUUUAUUCGAUAAAUAUAUUAUUUUCAGUUUGUUAGUUAAGGAAAAGUUGUUCUUCGUGGACCCCCAGCAUUAGCUUCACGGCCCACUGGAGGUCGGCGGACCCCAGCAUGAGAAUCGAAAAGUGUCAAAUUUUGGUUUGCGUGGUUUAUGAAUUGUUCCUUAGACUUAGAUGGGAAGUAGUUUUUAUAUCUAUCUUCCAAUACGGAAUCCACUUCCUUAUAUUGCGUUCAUAAACAUCAUGUUUUAGGUUGCUGUGCAAAGUGAUUCUUUUUCCUGUUGUUCAAUUUGUUAAAUGGGUUUGAAUCGGCUGUUGUUGAAGUUGGUAGUCGUACAUGCUUUUCCCAUACAAAAAGUUAGCAAUAUACGUUUUUAAUUUUUAUCGCAAAACUAAUUAUACGUAUUUCGCUUGAACUGGUUCAAUUGUCACCAUUUAGCUGUAUCGUUAUAUUUGAAGUUUAAAACAAUACACAAAAUCGAAAAGGUAGCUUGUGAAGGAAUACUAUUAGCUAAAUUCAGAUAGAUCCAAUAGAAAAUACAGUUACUGCUAUACAAAAUUGUUUCACGCUUAGGUGUAAAAAUUGUAGUGGCGAUGCAGAAAUAAAAAUAACAUCAACUUUUAGUUUUGUUUUCAUUAAUUUUAUAUUUGAUCAGACUAAGAAAUAGACCGUGUCAGUUUCAUUCGCUGAUCUGCGUAGUUUUAUCGUUUUCACUCAAUUUUCAAUUUGUUCACGAUUAUUUGGCAGAUUUCAGCCUGAAUGAAAUUUAACAUAAAAUUUUCUAGGCAUGUUUUAGGAAUUUCAAACUCACCCUUACGUGGCGUGUAAAGAGAGAGGACACGACUUUUCUAACCCGAUUUUAAAACUUCGUUAGAUGUCAGGCAUCCCUUAAUCGCGAUGGUAUCCGAAUCAACUCUCAGAAUCGAGCGAGGAAAGUCACGUGAAGGGAGAUUUAUCGCCUCACGCCGCAUGCCCCGUAGAACAAGGGUAGAGUAUUUCGUUUUUAUACUUGUUAAAUCUUGAAUUUUCAAUCAACUCUGAAAAUAAAACUAAAGAUUUCCUUGUCCCGUGUCAUGAAAGCUAAACGAAAUUAAUAAAUAACACAAUUUCAGUGUCAAAAAGCUUAAUUAUAGACACAUUAUAAGCCAUUGUUUCUUCGUUCUAACAGAUAGGUCGAAAUAUUGUUGUGCUCCUAGAAAAGAACGUUUGUUACUCUACCGCAUAGAUUUAGGAGACAUGUUAGAAAGCUAGAACACCCUUUAGAUGUGCAGCAUAUGACACCUAACGCAUACACCACAAUUACUAUGACGAAACUCCACUAUUUUUAACACAAAACGACGGAAUAGUAAAACCCCGAAAACCAAAGCAGAUUUAGACACGUGCAUAAAAACGCAAUUAAACGAAUGUAGGGCCGCCCAUUAACAAAACAAUAAUAAUGCAUUAGCAAAAGAUUAAAAAUUGUAAGAAGGAUCCAAAGAAAACAUCUUUAAUAUUUACUAUUCUGGUUAUGCAUAAACAAAUUUAAAUUAAGUCAAAACUACAGGAACAAAAAAUUACGCCCAAAAAUGAUGUCAUCAACAAAAAAACUACUGCUAGUCAAAGCAAAACCAAACAUACAAAAGAAUCUAUCCACAAUAAGUAUAGAACACGAAUUUUAAUUUUUGUUCGUCAGUGCAAAUCUAACUUGUAAGUUUUGUACGUAAACUAUUAUAUUUUGAAAAUACAAAUAUCACAUGUUCGGUGUAAAUUAUACAAA